Aspergillus welwitschiae is the source of this 696-nucleotide messenger RNA. RefSeq lists its product as uncharacterized. Bases 1 to 696 code for a protein of 231 amino acids. NCBI's taxonomy places the organism in Eukaryota, Fungi, Ascomycota, Eurotiomycetes, Eurotiales, Aspergillaceae. The record is from RefSeq and is a predicted model, not a curated record. The transcript is spliced from 2 exons.
AUGUGCUUCUGGCUCGAUGAAAUGGAAUACUGGGUGGAAGUGGACGAGCGAGGUCCUAUGCUAUACCACAGGCGAGAGCAACGAGGAGAUAGCUCAUCGCUUCCUCCCAACGUCUACCAGCAAGGAUAUCGGCCAUUCCACUCCGAUAGACAGUAUAAUACCAUCCUUCAGACCCGUCGUCAGAAGUACAACACUGGGAACAAUCCACGGAAACGCGUUUACCUGGUUCCCAAGACUGAGCUAUUGGAGCUGGGCAAGGAGGCCUGGCUCGAGCGCCGCAGAAAACACGAGCAGCUCCAAGAAUCUUGCAGACAGCUCAUGAAACGCCAAGAAAGAGAUGAAGAGUAUCGUCAAGCUCAAUGUCAGCCAGGGGAGACUACCCAACAGCAUAACAUGUCCUUAUACAAUCACACAGACGACCAACCUGCUGUCCGUAGGUCAGCAACGCAUUCUGCCAGAUACCUGUACGGUCCUACUGCCGACAGAGUCGAACCAAGAACGAAUGCAGUCAUCGACUAUGAUAGAUCAAAAGACAAGUAUCCUGGCAGAAGUCAAUGGUAUGGCACAGCGCCUAAGAGUGGUACCGAUGCCCACCCGUCUUCAUAUUCACCCGUGAUGGGCUACCACGACCGAAGAUAUGAGGCCUACCAGACUCAUAAUUAUGCUCAAGCGAGGGAUAACGGGGCUUAUUGGUAA